This is a messenger RNA of Danaus plexippus (monarch butterfly), 2232 nucleotides long. RefSeq names its product connectin-like. Gene Ontology annotation, molecular function: protein binding. The transcript is spliced from 3 exons. Bases 129 to 1628 code for a protein of 499 amino acids. The record is from RefSeq and is a predicted model, not a curated record. Lineage: Eukaryota; Metazoa; Arthropoda; Insecta; Lepidoptera; Nymphalidae.
CUUCAGGGUGAUCGCACGUGACGUGACACCGUUUACGCGCGGGAAAAAGUGUGCUUUUAAAUCAAAAUCUUCGUCCUUAAGACCGGAGACGCGCAGCCAAUGUGAUUUAAAUAAUAACGGUAGAAGGUAUGCGGGCUCAAAAGAUACCCGCUGCCUUGCUACUGUUGCUGUUUGCAAUAGACUCGUUACACGCCAACCGAAGAAAACAAAAAGAAAAAAUCAUUCAACUGACAACAAAUAUUUGUGACAUAAGUGACCGAGAUUCCAAAGUACAUUGUUACUGUGAAAACAGUCAGGAAAUAAAUGAGGCAAUUAAAACAGAAUGCUGGGUAUUCAACGGUGGUAUAGACAAGUCGGAUCCUUUAUGGCCAAGCUUCACAUCGCAAUCAAAUAUAGAAACGUUGGCAUUUAACGUUCGAGCUGACGGAGGAUUAAAUUUCGUGCCAACAAAGGUGCUGAGAUAUUUGAGAAAGUUGAAGCAUUUCAGCAUAAAGUACAGCUCGAUAUUAAAAAUAGAAAGCAACACCUUUGUUAAUUUGACGUCGCUUCAAGAAAUGACAUUGACCAAAAAUCAAAUCGUUGUGCUCAGUAAACAUUCCUUUUACAACUUGCCUAACUUAACAUCACUUACUUUGGAUGAAAACAGAUUGAAAAAGAUUGAAACUGAUACUUUUUAUGAAUUGCCAAAUUUACAGAAAUUGUUUCUCACUAGUAACAAUAUUAGUGUCCUAGAAGAUGGAGCAUUUAGACACCUCAUCAAUUUGCUGGAACUUGAGCUGGACAGGAAUAAUAUAAGUGAUUUGAAGAAAGAAUGUUUUGAUGGACUUGCCAAUCUUAAACGUCUAGAUCUAAAAAGAAAUAAAAUAUCCAUACUCAAUUCAUUUACAUUCAUAGAGCUCUGGAAUCUUCAAGAGUUGAUGUUGGAUUAUAAUGAUAUUUAUAUAUUAGAGCAACGCACAUUUGAUGGAUUGUCGCAAUUAAAAAAAUUGAGCUUAAGUCAUAAUAAGUUGGUAACCCUGACCGAUGGCUUGUUUGAAGGUGUUCGAGGAUUAUCGGCUUUAGAUUUAAGGCAUAACAAACUAAAGAGAUUCACGUUAGAGAACUUACGUCCAAUUUAUGAUAAUCUAAAAUCUCAGAAAAGUUUUAUCUAUCUAGAAGAGAACGACUUUGACUGCGAUUGUCACCUGGCGUGGAUGCAUAAGCUACGACACGAAGCGAAGAGUAUUAAAGUACGAACGUCUUUAGAAAAUUUUGUCUGUAAAUUUAAUACUGAUACAGUGAUAAGUUCACAUUUGACUUAUUACGAAAGAAUGAAUAUCGAGAGUAAUGUAGAGGAAGAAAAAAUACGAAACGAUUUGAAUAAUGACGAAUUUAAUGAAGACACCGAUGAUGUUUAUGUGGAAGAACCGAAAAGGGUAAAAGCUGAUAACGAGAGGACUUUACUUCAGAUUCCAGUAGAAUUACUUCCUUGCCCUGCGCAAGUUAAAACUGUCACAGAUAGGACAUACACAUACCCAUCGCAAAACGAAGCCAAAGAUUACAGAAACUUAAUUCUCUCGUCUUCAAUAACAUGUUUUUAUAACAAAGUAUUAAUCGUUGUACUUUUGUUGUUGUUGAUGUUUGAAUAAAUAUAUCUGAAGUUCUAAGCUUGUUUGUUUGCAUCAAAGCUGUGUUUAGAUACAAUUAAAACAUAUAUGUAUAUUCUUAUUGCAAAAUUAUUAUAUACAAUUUUAAUAUGAUUAUUUUACAUUGCUAUAGUUAAUCAAAUAUAUAAUUAAAUUGAAUACUAAUUUUCCUUUUUAUUGCAAUUGUCGAGAAAACAUGCGAUGUUUUCCGAUACUUAAAAUAAAUUCAUAUCAUAUGAAAAGAAAUUUAAUCAAAAUAAUUCGAAACUCUUCUUAUUUAAGGGUGAUACAAUAUGUCAAAAUAAAAAUUUUUUUUCUUGUUUGCAUGUAUUCGUAAUUAAUAAAUUUUACAUACAAUUUUACAUACACUUUCUAAAAUGUAUUUCAUAACUUCGAAUAUAUCACGCAGCCACCUUUGAUAUGUACAAUAGGUAACAUUUGUAGAAAUAUAAUCGCAAAAUUUAAUAGAUAGUGCAUUUAAAUGUCACACAAUUACAAAAUUUAAACAUUAAUAUUUGUAAGUAUUGUACAUAUACAUAAGAUUUGUAAAGAAAUGUGAUAUAAUAAUAAGUUAGAACGUUUUACAAUUUUGUUUUAAUUGUUUUUU